Molecule: messenger RNA, 1266 nt
Organism: Seminavis robusta
Lineage: Eukaryota; Bacillariophyta; Bacillariophyceae; Naviculales; Naviculaceae
Source: the annotation of a GenBank genome assembly
AUGAUAUCUAACCAAUCUUUGGAUGCGUUUAUGGAUCGUCUGAUGGCAGAGGAUGACAUCGAGCUGGAACCAAUGAGUAUGGAAUUGGAAAUGCAGAAUGAGCUUCCAGAUCUUCCAAAUCCCAAUCUCAAAAUGCUUGAUACUAAUGGUACUGGUAUUACCCCUAACAGCCACGAUGCUAGUUUGGUGAACCUGUUCCUCCAGCCUCAUCUUGAGUCUCAGCAGCAGUUAUCAGUACCAUCUGUAAUGUCGUCUUCCACCCUCCCUGCUGGCAUUGUUUGCACGGUCACUCCCGAAGGUAACCACAACAACUUUUCUCCUCCGAGCUCCAUUAUGGAAUUGCAUGGUGCUCCAAUGGAAGAAGAAACGCAAGAGUUUGUCAUUUCCCCCUUGCUGCAAGCUUCUUCUCUCUUUGAAACGACCAUUCCCGAAGGAAAGCCGGUUGUGCCACAGAUACAUCUAUUGGGACCUCAGGGAACUCUCGUCAACUCGGACUCGAUGGAAUUCGUGCAAGAGACUACUAAUAAUAGUUUACCGGUAUUUGCAAGUACCAAUCCUCCUGCUCCUCUGGCUGCUACCGUUCCUGCCAUACCUGAGGAGGGUACCGGUAUCCUACCAAGCGAACCCAAACGCAAACGAGGACACCACCGUCGAGCUGUCACCAAGGGUAGCUUUGACUUUUUGUAUCGACAGCAAGAACUAGAGCACCGGCAACAGGCGGCGGCGGCCGCUGUGGAAAGUGAAUUUGGACCCAUGGAACCACCCAAGCACGAUCCUCUCAAUGUCAUGGCACAUUCCUUUCUCAAACAGGAACAGCUACGAUUGACCGUACAGGACGCAAAUCCCGAGCCCAUGCCGUCCGCUGCCAUACCCGAUCCUCUCGACUUUUUGAAUCCAACCACGGCAUCCAGCACAGUACCCCCCGCCGUGGGGGCUCCUGCUCCAACCGUGACACACAGCAACGUCAUUGUCUUGGAUCAGGAGGACGACAAUCAGAAUCCAACUGUCAAGCCUACGGCAUCCGCCACCCAAACAGAUGCAGCGCCCCAACAAGGACCCAGCCGGUUGAGUCGCUUCUUGGAUCAUUUGCAGGCUCAAGCCGAUGCACACGCGGCAAUGCUCGUCCGGCAGCAACAGGAACAGCAUGGGGGACAGCCCUCCAACCGCAACAAGAGGCAACGUCACCGUCGAGUAGUCUCCGACAUGGGGCCUCAGCAUGUGCCAUUGUUCUCCUUUGAUGAUGUCAUGAUUGCCAUGAACGACUAG